AAUUGUAGUGAAGUCCUCCAUCCUUCCCACCAUCCUCAGCCAGGCGGAGCGGAGAAAGGUCGUCUUUGCUGGUCACCGACGGAGGCGAGAACAGGGGCAGAGACUGACAAGAGAGGGGGAAAAGGGAGGGGUGAAAGAGAAAACGCAAGAAGGGAAAACAGAGCGAGAAGGGACACUCUGACAGAUUUUACUCUCAACGACAGCCAAGCAGAACACUACUUUUAUCAUUCCAUUAACGUGGAGCCAAACAUUUUGGAUUUCUGGAACUUGUGUGCACUACGGCUGAUGCGAAUGGGUGCAGCCUGCUGAGCACCGUCCAGAUUGCACUAUACCAGAGAAGCAGAUGAUUCUGAGUGCCUAAUCACUACUCUUCCCAGAAUAGUAAAGGGUCGCAGGGAUCAGCGGAGCCAAUCCCAGCCAACACAGGGCGCAAGGCAGGAAACAAACCCCGGGCCCACCGCAGAAAGGCAAUCAUAAAUUUGAAAAUGUCUUCUAAAAUGUCCACCACAAACAACAUUGCGGCCGCAAGGAGACAAGUCCAGCAGCUCAGAAUAGAGGCCAGCAUUGAGCGAAUAAAGGUUUCAAAGGCAUCUGCAGACUUGAUGAACUACUGCUAUGACUAUGCCAAGAACGACCCCCUACUGGUGGGCAUUCCUACUUCUGACAACCCUUUCAAGGACAAGAAGCCGUGUACCAUAUUGUAGUGUUAAAUUGAACUUUGUGGGUUUUUUUAUGUUUGCUUUUUUUUUAAGGACGAAAAAAAUGAACUUAAUCUCUUUUAUUACUCUUUUUUUUUCUUUUUUAAGGCCCCCUGGAACCCACUGUAAGUGAAUUUAUUGAUAGAUUGGUUAAACUGAUUUAAUUAUAUAUUUCAUUUCUUGUACAAAUACAAGCCAAAAGUGACCAUUUCUGAAAUUAGUGUAAACAGAACUAAUAUUUGUGGGAAUUCUGAGCUGCUUGAAUGGUUUUAAUUAUAUUGUUCUGUGGCCAAGACCAAAGCUGCCUCUUAAUUGUUUAUCAUACUUACAAUGGGAAAGGAAAAUGUCUUAGUAGUUUUUCUUUUAAAUAGGUGCAAAAGGUACUUACUUUAUACUGAUUAUGUAGUCUCUUGAAUUUCACCUAAAAUGUGUAUGAUAAACAUCAUUUUUUAUCUAAUAAUACUAUGCUUAUUUACAUUUAAAAUAUUUUUGAGAUGACAUUUCGUAAAAUUUUCCUACACAAUUUAUCUGCCUAAAUUUUUUUUUUUUUUUUUUUUUUACAAAAGUGAUAAAUCUUUUUGAAAUAUAUUCUCUAUUCAUCUGUGACAGUGAAGAUGGCAGCAGUGCUGUGCCCUUUUCAUUAAAGAUUUUAAUUACAUUAGAAUGACUGUGGCACUCCAGGGAAAAUAAGAUCAGAUAUUCUUCAGGACUGUUGCUGAGAAAACAACAGGCCUUACAGUUUCCAAAACAUCACAGUUCCAAUACAUUAAUUCAUUCACUUCACAUGAGAUGCAGACUACCAAAUGUACACUCUAAGUAGCAUCUAAACAUCUACACGUCAAUUACAACACUUAUCACAAUUACAAGUAUUUGAAAUUCAUUUCCAUCAACACAUCUGAAUAACUAGACAUACACACUUACAUACAUACAUAACUUUAUAAGUAGAAACACUCAAGGGUAUGUACACGUGGUUGCAUUACAAUACCACAUUUUUUCACUUUUAUUGAGGCACAUGUACAACAGAAGCAGAUUAAGGAAUUCAGUAAAAUGUGUGUCAUGUGCAAAAGAGGAAACUUUGUACACUUAGUAACACUAUUAAAGUGUCCACUCACAGACCUCUCAUGAUUAAGAAUCCAACAUGCACCUGCAGCACUACUUGAAUAGCUAAAUAUCCAUAUUGUCCUAGUGUGUAUAUAAACACAGGGAACUCCAGUUUCUGUAUUACAUCUUGCCUGCAGAAGGGGCCCGAGUUUCCUUGAAAGCUUGCAUAUUGUAAGCCAAUAAAAGGUGUAAUUUUGCUUGACUUUUCACUACACUUAAAACAUCCAUCCAUCCAUCCAAUUUCCAACCCGCUGAAUCCGAACACAGGGUCACGGGGGUCUGCUGGAGCCAAUCCCAGCCAACACAGGGCACAAGGCAGGAAACAAUCCUGGGCAGGGUGCCAGCCCACCGCAGGACACACACAAACACACCCACACACCAAGCACACACUAGGGCCAGUUGAGAAUCACCAAUCCACCUAACCUGCAUGUCUUUGGACUGUGGGAGGAAACCGGAGCGCCCGGAGGAAACCCACGCAGACACGGGGAGAACAUGCAAACUCCACGCAGGGAGGACCCGGGAAUCGAACCCAGGACACUUAAAACAAUUAAGCCUUUAUUAGAAAACAUCUCAUAAACAUAAACAAUACUAAACACUGUGCAAAUAUAAAACACUAAUCAAAAUCAGUUCAUGUAUCCUCUACCCACUUCGCAUGAAAGUAUUACACUAAAAAAACUAAUAGUGCACAAUUCUUCAGGGUUGAAUUUCAUAACAAGCAUUUUAGUCCUGCUACAGAGACUUAGAGAUUGUGAAUACAUGAAGUCUUCUUGGUAUCUACUUAAAUGUUGUGAAAACCAAAGUAUUUUUAUUUUAAUCUGAAAAUCCUAUUAAACUGCUGUAGUCGCUAUACAAUUUCUUAUCUGAUAUUAUACUUUUUAAUCCUUGGUUUCUAAAUGAUAAAGUGGGCAGUCAGUUUGAUUGUGAAUUUGUAGGUAAUUUAAUAUAUGUUAAAUUGGUGUUAUAAUUAUUGGUAUGUUUUGUAUCUGUGCCAGUUUUUCAUUAAUAUUAGCAAAUACUUAUGGGCUUUGAAACAGUUCUUCCAUAAAACAACUUCCUAAUCUGUUAAUAUUCCAGAUUAAGAUUUCAGGAUUCCAGUAAAAGAUGAACUUUUUCACAAAAUAUAAGUACACCCCUCAUUUGUCAGUAUUAAUUUAGUAUCUAAAUUGCAGAAAAAAUGACACCUGUUUUACUAAGCAAACUGUUUUUUUUAACCUUGGUUAGGAUUUGUGCACUAGUGUUGAGAACUCCACCUUUUGUGCUGUCUUAUUAAAGUCUGAUUGUAUAGAUAAACUUGAGACAUACUAUACAGUUUAUUUGUACUCUGUGUUUAGAAACCAUAUGUGUAGCUAGAAUAAUCAACACAUUCCAGUUAUAACUAGUGACUUCUUGGAAAAUACUGCUAUGGAUCUGGGGCCUCAAAAAAAACACAGAUAAGGUGAGGCCACAAGUGAUGUAGGUUCAAAGGCACAUGUUCAUUCAUUCUCAUAAUAAUCGCAUUGUAAGAAAAUAUGUACAUCAAUGCAAAGAGGGCAAAGACUGCAGUGUUUCAGUUAUAUCUGGUAUGUUUACACUUACUCAAUGUUAUUUUCAAAGCUUUUCAUUGGAAUAUCACAAAAAUCCCUCUUGCAUACGGACUGUUUUAAUACAACAUUGCAGUCACACACUUUCUUGGAGUUUAAGGUAACAGAGACACAGUUAAGGUCUCAUUAGGUCCAACAAAGGAAUGGAUCUGUUUCUGACUUAAAAGUACUGAGCACAGAGCUGCCACAUUUUACUUUAAUUGCAUAAUCAGGGUGAAAAACAUAUUACUUGAAUUUAUUUGUUUGAAAAAUUUGAGCCAGUUUAGUUUUGCUUUACUCUUUGAAUCUGGUUAUGUGGACUCUUUAGAAAAAAGUUAUACUAUUCACUCUGAUUACUGUUAAACCUUGGGAUUUUAAAACUAUAUAUUCUAUAAUAUAUAGGCAUCAGAGUAUGGUAGUUAAAACCAGAAGUUCUGGAAAAUAAAGGUGAAUAAGCACAACACUACAUUUAUGAGUGGAAUUGCUAAGAAUAAUAAUGUAAAUACCUGUAUUUUCUAAGUUGACACACUUGGCUAAAUUACCUCCAUUAAUGUUUGUGAAAGCAGACUACAGUGUUUUGUACCAUGUAAUAUGUCAUUGAUGAAAAUGCAAGAAAAUCUCUGAAUCAAGAGUUAGAUUUAUAUAAUUGCACUAUUUUUUACAGAAAUAAGCACACAGUGUCAUUUUUCAUUUUUUCCUCCCCACAUUACAUCACACAUACACAGCACAUGGCACCUGUUCCUCAUGAAUGUGGCAGUUUUGCUUCUAGAGUAAUAGAGUGCCUCACCUCAUGUAUUCAGAUCUUUAAAAUGCAUUGCAUGUUAUUUUUGUAGCAGUGUUGUCAAAGGAUGAUAUGGAGGUCAGACACUUUCUCUAUCUUAAUUUAUGUUCACUGUAUGAGCGUAGUUUCUUUGCUGUGUAAAACAGGCAUCUUAUAACCCUUUGAUAAAUUAUAAAAUGUAAUUUUAGAAGGACAUCUCUUAAAGAUUUUUUCUAUACUUCCCAAUAUUAUUUUGCCAAUAUGCUGUAGGUUACAGGUACCAUAAUAAAUUUCUGGUGAUAUUUUUUUAAAUUCUAAGCAAAAUAAAUCAGUCUUUUUUAAUAUUGUAAUUGUAGUUUUGUUUAGAACUGUUUGUGUUAAAAUCAAUAUAUAAUUUGUCUAAUGAUUUCAUUAAAGAAAUUACAAGCAUUGUUGCUUUGUAUAACUUCUGUAUUAUUCAAUUAAAACAAGAUAAUAUUCAGAUGACCUAAUAAAGUUUUACAUCUGUUUUUGAUUGCUAUACUAUUGCAGCUGCAUUCGUAAGUUACUGACUAUUGAUAAUCCUUUCUUACAUUUGAAUUUAGUGCUGGUGCCUUUCACAAUUUUACAGAACCUGUGUAUCCAGUUUUAAAUUGAGUGGAACUGGAGUCUAUGCAAUCAAUCCUACAAAAAGAGAUGUUCAAGAAGAAAAAGAAGAGAAAGGAAUCAUCAUAUAAACAACCUUACAGUACCUAGUAGCAUGCCAAGCUUAGCUGUCCUCUCCAACAAAGUUACAUUAGUAAUCUGAAACAGUGUUAACUUAUAGAGCUGCAGUAGUAAUAGUAAUAGUAAAUUUUUCAAGUGUGUAUAUAAAAUGCUGACUGAAUAAAUGAGAUUUAACAUAA
Erpetoichthys calabaricus (reedfish) is the source of this 5002-nucleotide messenger RNA. RefSeq names its product guanine nucleotide-binding protein G(I)/G(S)/G(O) subunit gamma-12-like. Gene Ontology annotation, biological process: G protein-coupled receptor signaling pathway. Gene Ontology annotation, molecular function: G-protein beta-subunit binding. The coding region runs from base 486 to 704 and encodes 72 amino acids. Gene Ontology annotation, cellular component: heterotrimeric G-protein complex. The transcript has 5 exons. NCBI's taxonomy places the organism in Eukaryota, Metazoa, Chordata, Cladistia, Polypteriformes, Polypteridae. The record is from RefSeq and is a predicted model, not a curated record.